AGCAGGUGUGCAUGAUGUUGGGGAGGAGGGAGAUUGGGGUGCGAGGGGGGGGCAAGGUUGUCGGGGGGUGUGGAUACCAGCAUAAGGUCUGGCAUCACUGAACGAGUCGCGUCUUCUGAACCUUUUGACGGAAGGUUAGCGCCCCUCCCCCCUCAUCCCUCCACAGCGGCUGACCUCAAGUCGAGCACUCGGCAGCCAGCGGGCGAGGUGCGCUUGAGAAAAGCCCACGUGGGUUUACACGGACCAUUUGUUUAAAUCAGCCAGGCAGCGCAAGGCAUUGCUUUAAUUAGCGCCAGGAAGUGCGGCGAGGAGUGGCCUGCCGUCAUGUCUCAGACAGGUAGUGUGCAGCUGUGAGAGCUGGGAAGCUGGCUAUCGCGUGCGGCUCCGGGCCACAUUAAAUACCGAGCAGACAAGAAUAUUUCGAAAACAGGAUUUGUGACUUGUGGUGGUGGGGGGGGUUUAAGCUGCCUGUCAAGAGGCCGGACACACAAGUACGUCACUCGGGGCACACAUCAGCAGUGUCCAAGACUCCUGUGGGGACCGGGGGAAUAACAGACGCUCAUCUCGGGAGGGGAACAAGGCUGCAAAUAAAAGAAGGAUCGGUCUGGAGGAGGAGCAGGAGGAGGAUGCAAGUGGAAAAUUAAUUACAACAGGGCAAAAUUAAACACCGAGCCAAGUUUCACGACAAGAUACGAUCGGAGAGGGGGGAAAUAUCAAUCAUUAUCUUCGACCACGAGCGUGAAUUCGGAGGAGGGAAGAAGAGCGAGCGAAUGUCUGGAGAUCACGUUUAAAACUAUUCCGUCGUCGAUUACCCAUUCAUAACCCAGGCGCUGACGAAAUACAAAAAAACUCUCAGCAGCUUAAGAGCAGCAGCGGCAAAAAACCAGCGUACAGUGUAUAAAUAGACUAAUCAACUACAAAUGUCUGAGCAAGCUUUCGAGAGCCUUGCUGACAGCUAGGUGACCGCUUUCCACUUGGGGAAGAUUGUUCAAAGAGCUCCUCCCAAGUUACGUGCAACACCGGCCGCGCGUUGGCAUUAGCUACCGUCACAGCGGCUCAGAACACUGCAAAAAAAGGCGGGAUUUAAAAUAGAAGGGGAGCAGCAAGAGAGAGAAAAAAAACGUUUCACCUCCCACCAACACUGUGUGACGAACGGAGGCUCUUCAAAGGUAGUUCGUCGCAAAAGUGACUCAGUGGACUUGUGGCUGGUUUGGCAGCAUUUCAGCACUCAGAGCCAGAGGAACCACAGUGAUGUCGCACAUCGCAGCGAUCUUCAGAUAAAAAGGCUGCACGCAGUUCGCAGCAGGUAAAGCACUUGAAGGGGUGCCCCCGGAUUGAGCAACACGCAAAACGAGUCCGCAAUUCCGCAGGGUUUGUCAUAAAACUCAGUGCAGCGGGGAGCAGCAGGACUAGCAGAAAGCAUCUUGACUUCAGAUCCAGCUAUGAUUUUCCUGCGAGUUGCCCAAGUCGGCAGCACUACGACACUACCAUGUGGAGAUGGAUUCUGAGGCAGCGGAGGCUGCUGCUGCUGCAAUCUCCACUCUCCUCCUGGGGCUGUCGUUUCUUUGCCCUGCUCUGUUUGAUCAGCCUGGCUGAAACGCACCCCCAGGAGGGGCCACUGACUCUCCAGGACUCCCGGCCGGGUCUCAGAAACUCUUCCAACUCCUCGUCUCUCUUUGGAUCGGCGUCGUUGUCAUCAUCGGUGUCUUCGUCUUCGUCGUCUUCGUCGUCUUCUUCCAGCCUGGAGCGGCACGCGCGUAGUUACAAGCACCUAGAGGGAGACGUCAGGUGGCGUCGUCUCUUCUCGGCCACGAAAUUCUUCCUUAAAAUCGAAAAGGGUGGCAAAGUCAGCGGCACUCGCAAGAAGAACUGCCCGUUCAGCAUUAUGGAAAUCACAUCGGUGGAAGUAGGAGUUGUGGCGCUAAAGGGCGUCCAUAGCGGAUAUUUCUUGGCAAUGAACAAGAAAGGAAAAGUCUAUAGCACGAAAGACUACAGCGACGACUGCAAGUUCAAAGAGCGAAUCGAGGAGAACGGCUACAACACGUACGCCGCGGUGAAGUGGAAGCGAAAUGGGAAGCAAAUGUUUGUGGCCCUGAACGGCAAAGGAUCGCCUCGGCGGGGACACAAAACGCGGCGGAAGCACCUCUCGGCGCACUUCCUGCCCAUCCUUGUGCCUUAGGGGGUGCCAUCCCCACCCAUCUUGCCCCCUUACCCCCCUAACAAUGGUACCCACCUGCCAAUCUCGAGCCCCCACUCCCCUCGCCCCCUCCUCCCCCUUCCACGCCAGGCGCACGUCCCCCAAAAAUGCUUUUCCGCAAAUAUUCUCCGAAGGCCUAAAAUGAAACUGGAAACAUUGGUGGUGCGCACGCCAAAGUAGAAGCAACUGAACUGGAUGACCUCUGUAGGGAGGGACGGGGAAGAUUGCUGUUCACUUCCAAAAGCACAAAGGCAUUAACGUACGGGCGCUUGGAAGACUGCGGACAUAAAGUGUUAUGAAGACGAGUCUGAACGGCGCACGAACGCAACGUCAAUGGGCUGUUACGGGACACGUGUGUUGGACUCUCCAUGGUGUGCAAAAGCUGAAAAGACUUUUUUUGACCUAUCAAAUAGGCGGCAAUACCAUUGUAGUGCUUCAAAUCAGCUGGCAGUGCAGUAUAGGGGUGAAAAGAUAGCUUAGUGAAAGAUGGAACUCACAAUGAUAUAAGAACUAAGCAGCACAGGAUAAAAUAGGGACCAGGUAACAUUGACAAAGGAUGUUGUAAACUUGUAAUGCUGGAUAUUUGUUAUUUUAUCAUACAUAAUUUACUUACCAAAAUGCACGUUAACAUUUCAUGUUUAUCAAUAACUCAACUUUCAAAAUUAAUUAAAAAACAUUUCCAAGUUUAAUUUUAUUAUAAAUUACCACAUGGUCAAAUGUUCUGAAGUUAUGUUAAAUUUAGAUGUGCCUUUUUAUUUAAGUUAAUCUUUUUUCUAUAUUAUGGAUGUUAUGUAUGAUGUAUCACUGUUAAAAAUCUGUACACUUUAAAAAAAAAAUCAGAAAAGCUUUACACUUUUUACUGUCAUAGAUUUGACAAUCUAAUAAACGUUAAUGUUACGUAGAUGAAAUAUUGCUUACAUUGUUGUAUAUUAUUGUUAUUAUUAACUGCCAAGUAAAACAAAGAAAGCACUGCCUAUCGCACAGUACGGUACAUUUAACUCAAUUUAAAUAGCCCACUUUUAACGUACAGUCGUGCCUUUUACAGUGAUGGUACUAAAUACAAUCCAUAUUAUUUAUCCAGUGUGGCUGUGUGUGUGGGCAUCUGUGUCGACUAGCAUAAGUUUCUUAGCGCAAUUCUGCCGUAUAAACCGCUUCAAGGCCAGCUAGUCUUUCAUAAUUAAAACUAUUAAAUACAUAAUCCUUUCCACAUACACUUUUUUGUUGUGGGGACAACUCAAAGAGAACGAUGACACAAUGAGAAGAAGUAUGGACGAGGAAUUGUGAUGUUAUAAGAGCCUCACCUGAUAAACAACUUAACUAAAAAACCACAACGUGGGGGGAAAAAAAAACGUGUGACACUAAUAAGAGGAAAUAGAGGUACAUUUUGUAGUCUUGCCAGCAACUCAACCUGAACAUUCCCACCCCUCUGCCCCCACAAGACACACAUUUACUUAUUCAUCCAAUUUGUCACAACAUUAAAAGAAGCCUCCCUACACAAUUAGCCGUGUCCUCGAGCUACGUCCUCUGAGCCCGUGUAUGAUUUCCUUUGAGCAUGCACAGGGCAGCACUAUUUAGUGUAUUCACUGCAUACACACUGUGCUGCAGUUAUACAACGUAUACACUUACGAUGGCGAUGGCAUUUGUACAUACGCAUACAGAGAGUACCCUAUUUACAUGCUGUAUAGAGAGGAGCAUUUCACUAAUGCAUCUACUUUGUCAAUAAUGUAUAUUUACUUACUGAAUGUGUGCUGUAUAUAGUACAAUAAAUGUACAGUAUAAGUCAUACAUACAUGAUAUAUGCCACUAAACGUACAUGUUUACUAAACCAUACAACAUCUUAA
Molecule: messenger RNA, 4038 nt
Organism: Lethenteron reissneri (Far Eastern brook lamprey)
Lineage: Eukaryota; Metazoa; Chordata; Hyperoartia; Petromyzontiformes; Petromyzontidae
Gene: FGF10
Product: fibroblast growth factor 10
Molecular function (GO): growth factor activity
Source: RefSeq, a predicted model, not a curated record